Molecule: messenger RNA, 1211 nt
Organism: Austrofundulus limnaeus
Lineage: Eukaryota; Metazoa; Chordata; Actinopteri; Cyprinodontiformes; Rivulidae
Product: zinc finger CCCH-type antiviral protein 1
Exons: 10
Coding region: 1-1026 (341 amino acids)
Cellular component (GO): nucleus
Molecular function (GO): NAD+ poly-ADP-ribosyltransferase activity; zinc ion binding
Source: RefSeq, a predicted model, not a curated record
AUGGUUUUAUUAUUACCAGUCAGUGGGAAGAGUUAUGAGUGGCAGCUGUAUUCUGGGAAUCAAUGGCUGCGAAUUGACAAUGAUCAUGUGAUCGAACGUCAUUACUGCCAACCGGGAGCAAAAGGCAUUACCAUCAACACAAAACAAGGGUCAGUCUUUAUAGACUUUGAUACGUUGCAGAUUAAUAAUCCAGCUCUGGGAGUGCAGAGACGGAGCCUCCUCCCUCAGGGCCUGACGGAGGACGUGGGCUGGUACUACAGAGACGACUUCCUGUGGCGUGAAUACGGAGCUCAGAACUCCAGCAUGUUAACAUCCUCCAUCWGCAGCACAGACAUUGAGCGGCACUUUGCUCUAAACCCUCAGGGAUCCCUUCGGUUCACAGUGGGCACUGUGGGAUACUCUGUGGAUUUUUCCUCCAUGACCCAAAGCAACCUCGUCACAGGCUUGAGCAGAAACGUACGCAGGCGUCCAAAGUUCACCUCCAACCCUGCAGGACUUUACUUGACCCCCAUCCGGUCUCUGUCCUCACCGCCCCAGCUGUCUCAAGGCGUUAAGUAUGAGUUUAUGGACGAUGAAGGACAAUGGACAGAAUACCAGGCACAUAUAUGUUCGUUCGACAGUGGUGCCAUUGAGAGUCAGUACCAGUUGAACCAGCAGGGCCAGCUACACUUCAGGAUCAACAGAUACACAUACACGUUGGAUUUUUCCAGUAUGUGUCAAAUCAAUAAUGAAAUUGGAACGACAAGAUCAGUGAGGAGGACUACAGACGGUGGGAUACAAAACAGCAGCAGUUCAAGCCCAAGUUGGCAGUUCCUAGAUCUAGAUGGGAUGUGGAAAGAGUAUACUAAAAGACACGGUCAGUGCAGCGUGUCCAGUUCAGACAUUGAGCUCCAGUACCAGCAGAACCCGUCAGGCUUGAUGACAUUUACCACCAAAAGGUUCAGCUACGAGCUCAACUUCUCAUCUUGGACUCAGACGAACCUGUCCACAAACACUGUCAGAUCAGUGAGACGAUAUGUCCAGUGACUGAAACGACGAGAUCGGGACAAUCUUGGUACUGCCUGGUCCGAUUUUGCACUUCCGUCUCAAGAUGUUUUAUUUCUUCAUCAGUUGAAAGGGUUUACAAAACUGCUGUUUUAAUUACAACAAAUCAUACCAUUAAGUGUCUUUGAAUGUUCAGGUUUCAGAUCAUAAACACAUUCAGACACAAG